This is a messenger RNA of Puccinia graminis f. sp. tritici CRL 75-36-700-3, 312 nucleotides long. RefSeq lists its product as uncharacterized. Lineage: Eukaryota; Fungi; Basidiomycota; Pucciniomycetes; Pucciniales; Pucciniaceae. The record is from RefSeq and is a predicted model, not a curated record. The transcript has a single exon. Bases 1 to 312 code for a protein of 103 amino acids.
AUGCCCUUGGUCUUGAUGGCGUUUGCGGGCGGUCUGAUACAACAGCUGAGGACUUACCUGACUCGAGGCGAUCUUCCUGGCAAUCCAAUGGCGGACAGUGCAUGGGCCUAUAUGUUCAGCGGCCAGAAAAAUAGAGCGUUUAUUACAACAAUGUGUGUGGAUGUUGCAACAUUCAACAACUUACUCAAGCCCUUCGCGGACCGGUUCACCUCUGAGAGAAUUCCUAGAGCCAAUGUGAACCCGCAAGGCAAGCCACAACUGGGGAGACAAUCCCUCAAUGCUGCACGGUGCCUUGGGUUGGUUUUGCACUGA